This is a messenger RNA of Trachemys scripta elegans, 1315 nucleotides long. Its product is annotated as cysteine-rich venom protein pseudechetoxin-like. Bases 44 to 766 code for a protein of 240 amino acids. The record is from RefSeq and is a predicted model, not a curated record. Gene Ontology annotation, cellular component: extracellular region. Lineage: Eukaryota; Metazoa; Chordata; Testudines; Emydidae. The transcript is spliced from 8 exons.
GAAGGUGCAGAAGACAUUUCCUGUCUUCCCAGAAAGGAAAGAGAUGAUUCUGCUGGCUGCAUUCCUGGGUCUGGCUGCUGUGCUGCAGCCAUCCACCGGACAGACUCCAGGUUUAGCUUCUUUGUCAACUGACAACGCAUAUCAACGAAAGGAGAUUGUUGACAAGCACAAUGCCUUAAGAAGAGGGGUGAUGCCAACCGCUAGCAACAUGCUGAGGAUGGAAUGGAGUCCUGCAGCUGCAAAGAAUGCCAAGAGUUGGGCAAAUCAAUGUACUUUAUCCCAUAGUCCCCCAAACAGAAGGACAACUACAGUGGGCUGUGGCGAAAAUCUCUACAUGUCAACUGCUCCCAAAUCCUGGUCAGAUGCAAUUCAAGCCUGGUACAAUGAGGUGGGAAAUUUCAUAUAUGGCAUUGGGUCAACCACACCAGGUGCAGCGAUUGGCCAUUAUACUCAGGUGGUUUGGUACAAGUCUUACCAGAUUGGUUGUGCAAUUGCCUAUUGUCCUCAGAGAUUUUACAAAUACUACUACGUUUGCCAUUACUGCCCUGCGGGGAAUUACAGAAACACAAUGAACACACCUUACAAAUCAGGGCCAGUGUGUGGAGAUUGCCCUAAUGCUUGUGACAACGGACUAUGCACCAAUCCUUGUAAAUAUGUGGACGAUUACUCAAACUGUCCUAGUUUAAAAGUGUUCCCUGGAUGUACAAACCCCACGAUCAAGGCAAGAUGUGCUGCCUCCUGCCGUUGCACCACUGAAAUAAAAUAACAGUCUCUGAUUCCUCCCUUCAUGGAAAUUCUUCUUUUUAAUGACAGCAUCUUUUAGAAAAUCAGGGUCCCAUCUUGCAGCCCUUAUAUAUGAAACCCUACUGACUUCAAUGGGAUUACUCACCUGAGUAAAGGCUGUAAGAUCUGACCUUUCAUCUCAUGUUUUUUUCUGCUUUAAUUCUUUGUUUUAAAAUGUAGUAGAUUUUUCUUCCUUGCCUGAAAGUCAGCAUUGUACAUGAUAGACUUGUACAAUAUUGAAUGACUGAGAUUCGUCUCUAUCAAUACCAACUUCAUCCUUUACAAAAUACCAUCUAAAGGUCACUUCCUGUCAAGAUAUACUUGUGGUGUCCUUAUUCUGAAAAUAAUCCCAUUGAUACAAUGGGCCAGAGUUCUCCAUCAUCAUUCAUGUUGAGAGCCACCUUACUGCACAAUCAAUGGGAUCAGUAAGUCUAUUAUUGCCAAUGAUUAUCACACAAGGAAGGAAGGAAGGAUUAUGGGAUAGGGAAAUGUUCUCCUAAUACCAAAUAGAGAGCUGUCACCUGAAUUACUU